Manacus vitellinus (golden-collared manakin) is the source of this 1647-nucleotide messenger RNA. It is a transcript of the gene CUNH11orf16, whose product is annotated as chromosome unknown C11orf16 homolog. The record is from RefSeq and is a predicted model, not a curated record. NCBI's taxonomy places the organism in Eukaryota, Metazoa, Chordata, Aves, Passeriformes, Pipridae. The coding region runs from base 74 to 1642 and encodes 522 amino acids. The transcript has 8 exons.
UCCAAACUGACCAGAUGCACUGUUACCAAUAGCUGAUCACGACUGAGUCCUGCAGGUAUCUGCUUUUGCAAGAAUGGCUCAUUUGGAAGGGUUCCUGCCUACGAGUCACAGGUAUUGCAGUGUGAGGCCAGCUCUGGACAAGUUCUCGUGUUCCAGCAUUGUACCUGCCAUUAACCCCAGCUGCAGGAGCUCUUUUGUAGUGUAUCCUGCCUGGAUCGCUGAGCCCCUCACUCCCCAGAGGUGCCAAUGGAUUAGCCACUGCCUCCACUCCCCCCGCCUGGCAUGGGAGAGACUGGGGAGAUCCGUGUGCAUAGACAGCAACGUGCCUGUGCUGGUGAGAAGGGAACAAGAUGGAUUUUAUUACCAUGGUACAGUAAAAGAGGAGGUAGAGCAGAGUGAAAGAGGCAUGUUCCUGGUAGAGUUUGCCAAACCACUUGUGUCCCGUGGAAAGCAUCCAGUGCGUGUGCAAAAAACAGCAAAGGAUGACAUUCUGGAGUAUGUGAAUGGGAUGAAGCACUCCUUACUCCCUGGAGACAAAGUGCUGGCACCCUGGGAGCCAGAUAUGGCCAGGUAUGGCCCAGGAACCGUCCUCACAGGCAUUGAGACAAGGGACCCCUUAAGAGCCUCAGAAGAUGAAGAAAUUACAGUCCAGUUCUGGAAUGAUAAGAAAGUGAAACUCCCACGUAAUGUGGCUCUGUGGAUCCCUCCUGGCCUGUGGGAGAGGAUUGUAGAGAUGAUCCACAUGCCCUUCACCAGCAGGCUGAAGUCCAGAGAAAAUCCACAUGCUGGAUCUUGUAUUUUUCCCUACAGUCCUAAACCAGCCCUCAUUCCUGUUUGUGCUGGACACAGCCUUGCCAAGCACUGCUUGCUCUGCUCACCCUGCUGGCCACAUUUCCACUACCACUGUGGUGGUGCUUUGUGCUGUUUGUCAGGAUGUGUAAGGUGCAUCUGCUGCUGUCACCCCCGUGCUGAUGCCUGGUGGUCUCUUCCAUCCAGGUCUCUGGUCUUUCAGAACAGAUCUGAAGAGGCAGAGUCCAGCAGUGAGCCGUCUCCAGGCCUUCUAGAACUGGAAGGCACAAAACAAGAAGCAGCUGCAGCUGUGGCUACAUCUUCCUCCUCUUCUGAUUCAAAGUGGGACCUGAAGCUACUCCCCACUAGGAGUACUGUGGUGGACAGUGCUGUUAACACAGCCUGUGGCUGUCUUGAAAAGCCCAAACUAAAGGAUUCUGCAAGACCUCAGUGGAAAUACUGGAAAAGAAGCCACCACAGGUCACAUUCCAGUAAUUCAGGACUUGGCAGUUGCAGCAGCACAUGUAUGAAGGGCAAGCUGGAAUCCAAAGCCAUCUCCAUUGGGGACACAUCCCAUGUGGGCCCAGCUAAUCGGAGUGCAAUGUUUGAAACCAUUGAGCUCUCUCCCAGAGGGCAACUCACAGUGAAAGAAAUCUUAAGAGACCAAGAUUUCAAGCCAUCACUGGAGGAAGAAGGUUUUGCAGCAUCAGAAAAACAAAGAAACAAAAGAGCGUCAGAUGAUAAAUGUAAAGCGACUUGCGUGGGCGACGACAAACUUGAUGUUAUAGAGCAUGUCAGAGCUCCCUUGCAACAAAGCAGAGAGAGACACAAUCAACCAGAAUUCAGCACAUGAAGUUC